This is a messenger RNA of Heteronotia binoei (common prickly gecko), 2182 nucleotides long. It is a transcript of the gene DVL3, whose product is annotated as dishevelled segment polarity protein 3. The record is from RefSeq and is a predicted model, not a curated record. Gene Ontology annotation, molecular function: frizzled binding. Gene Ontology annotation, cellular component: cytosol. Gene Ontology annotation, biological process: intracellular signal transduction; canonical Wnt signaling pathway. Lineage: Eukaryota; Metazoa; Chordata; Lepidosauria; Squamata; Gekkonidae.
GGCAGCGGCGGCGAUGGCGGCGUCGGGGGCCGAGACGAAGAUCAUCUACCACCUGGACGACCAGGAGACGCCCUACCUGGUGAAGGUGCCGGUGGCGGCCGAGCGGGUCACGCUGGGCGACUUCAAGGCCCUCCUCAACCGGCCCAACUACAAGUUCUACUUCAAGUCCAUGGACGACGACUUCGGGGUCGUGAAAGAAGAAAUCUCCGACGACAACGCCAAGCUUCCCUGUUUCAAUGGCCGGGUGGUAUCUUGGCUGGUGUCCGCCGAGGGGUCUCAUUCGGACGCUGGAUCGGUCUGUGCCGACAAUCAGCCCGAGCUCCCACCUUCCGUUGAGCGCACCGGAGGCAUCGGGGACUCGAGGCCUCCUUCGUUUCACCCCAACACUGGGGGUAGUCGAGAAAACCUGGACAAUGAGACGGAGACGGACUCGGUGGUGUCGCUGCAGAGAGAGCGGCCGCGCAGGAAAGAUGGGCCCGAGCACGCACCCAGGGUGAACGGGACCGCCAAAGGAGAACGGCGACGGGAGCUGGGCGGCUACGAGAGCUCCUCCACCCUCAUGAGCAGCGAACUGGAGACCACCAGCUUUUUUGACUCCGAUGAGGAUGAUUCCACCAGCAGGUUUAGCAGCUCAACAGAGCAGAGCAGCGCCUCUCGCCUGAUGAGACGGCACAAGCGGCGCCGACGGAAGCAAAAGGCUCCACGCAUUGAGCGGUCCUCGUCCUUCAGCAGCAUCACGGAUUCCACCAUGUCGCUGAACAUCAUCACAGUCACCCUCAACAUGGAGAAAUACAACUUCUUGGGCAUUUCCAUCGUCGGUCAGAGCAACGAACGGGGCGACGGCGGCAUCUACAUCGGCUCCAUCAUGAAGGGAGGCGCCGUGGCGGCCGAUGGAAGAAUCGAACCAGGGGACAUGCUCCUACAGGUGAACGACAUCAACUUCGAGAACAUGAGCAACGACGAUGCCGUGCGCGUGCUAAGGGAGAUUGUGCACAAGCCGGGGCCCAUCACCUUGACCGUUGCCAAGUGCUGGGAUCCCAGUCCCAGGGGCUGCUUCUCAUUACCUCGGAGCGAGCCCAUCCGGCCCAUCGACCCGGCGGCUUGGGUGUCCCACACGGCGGCGAUGACCGGCACCUACCCGGCGUACGGUAUGAGCCCAUCCAUGAGCACAAUCACUUCCACCAGCUCCUCCAUCACCAGCUCCAUCCCCGAAACCGAACGCCUCGAUGACUUUCACCUGUCCAUCCACAGCGACAUGGCCACCAUCGUCAAGGCCAUGGCCUCGCCAGAAUCCGGGCUGGAGGUGCGCGACCGCAUGUGGCUGAAGAUCACGAUCCCCAAUGCUUUCAUUGGCUCGGACGUGGUCGACUGGCUCUACAAUCACGUGGAAGGCUUCACGGACCGGCGAGAGUCCCGCAAAUACGCCAGCAACCUGCUGAAGGCCGCUCAUCCGGCACACACGGUCAACAAGAUCACGUUCUCGGAGCAGUGCUACUACAUCUUCGGCGACCUCUGCGGCAAUAUGGCCAACUUGUCUUUGCACGACCACGACGGAUCCAGCGGCGCCUCUGACCAGGACACCCUGGCUCCCUUACCCCACCCGGGAGCUGCCCCGUGGCCCAUGGCCUUCCCGUACCAGUAUCCGCCACCUCAUCCGUACAACCCCCACCCAGGAUUUCCGGAUCCCGGCUACAGCUACGGAGGGGGAAGCGCAGGCAGCCAACACAGUGAAGGGUAAAUGUUCAGAAGCCGGAGCAGCGGCUCGAACCGCAGCGGGAGCGAGAGAAGGAAGGAGCGAGAUCCCAAAGGCGAGUCCAAGUCCGGGGGCAGCGGGAGCGAGUCCGACCACACGAGCCGCAGCAGCAUGCGCCGGGAGCGGGCCGCCAGCGAGCGUUCGGUGCCGGCCAGCCAGCGCAGCCACCACUCCCUGGCCCACAGCGUCCGCAGCCACCACAGCCAGCAGUCCUACGGCCCUCCCGGCCUCCCGCCUCUCUACAGCCCUCCCAUGCUCUUGAUGCCUCCGCCGCCGUCUGCUCUGGGCCCCCCCGGGGCUCCCCCCGGCCGAGACCUGGCCUCAGUGCCCCCUGAACUGACAGCCAGUAGACAGUCAUUCCGAAUGGCCAUGGGCAACCCCACCAAGAAUUACGGGGUGUUUGACUUCCUUUGAGCCGGCCGCCCACGG